CUGAGCAUUUCAGCUCAUAAAUAUUUGACUACAUUUUUCGAUUAUUCGAAAGUCUUAUUUCAGUGGGGAUUUUCUAAAUUCUGGUAAAUUAAAAUAGAUCAAAUUUUCCGCUCUUCUCCGCACUCGUUUCUCAUUCGUAAUGGCUGAAAAGUAUCCGACAGGCAAAAGUGAAGAAAACCACAUACCAUAUGAAGCGGUCAAGGCUAUCGCCGACAACAUCCUGUCACGGAUACAAGUCAAACCGGUCAUCGGUAUUAUAUGCGGCUCCGGACUGGGCUCUCUAACCGAAGCCAUUACGAAUGCACAAAAUAUCGAAUAUAAAGACAUACCCGGCUUUCCUGUCUCAACAGCGGCUGGGCAUGCAGGACGCUUGGUGAUCGGCAUGCUGGAGGGCUUACCGGUGUUGGCAAUGCAGGAACAUUUUCACUACUACGAGGGUUAUCCGCUGAUAAAGUGUGCGCUGCCGGUGCGCGUGAUGAAAUUAAUGGGUAUUGAGUAUCUGCUGGUCACCAAUGCAGCGAGUGGCAUAAAUCCCGCGUAUAAAGUUGGUGAUAUUAUGCUCAUACGCGAUCAUAUCAAUUUUGUAGGAAUAUCUGGUAAUUCGCCAUUACGCGGACCGAACGAUGAACGAUUUGGACCACGUUUCCCACCCAUGACGGAUGCCUUCGAUCCAGCGCUGAUAACACGCGCUCUGGGCAUAGCCGAAGAGAUGAGCAUACAGAAUGUUGUUAAGGUGGGCACAUAUUGCUUCAUCGGCGGGCCGAAUCACGAGUCGAUCGCUGAGUGUAAAAUGCUGCACACUGUUGGCGUAGAUGCAGUGGGUAUGUCCACUGCACAUGAAGUGGUUACCGCUCAGCACUGUGGUCUCAAGGUGUUCGCCCUCAGCUUGAUCACCAGCAAAGCCUCGCUGGAUUAUGAGAAGAAAGAGUACGCCAAUCACGCAGAGGUUGUGUCGGUGGAGAAAAGUCGGGAGAGCACUUGUAGCGAGCUUAUGUGCCGCAUGAUCAAAUCAGCAGAGAGCGGGGCACUAGUGGCCCAAAUUAUAAUAUAAAUACAACAAACCGAAAACGGGUUCAACAGAAUUUUAGAAAAUACUAUAAAAACUGGUGAUUCUUUCAAUUUUAAAAAAGUAAACCCAAUAAAAAUCUAUAAAGCAUA
Molecule: messenger RNA, 1158 nt
Organism: Ceratitis capitata (Mediterranean fruit fly)
Lineage: Eukaryota; Metazoa; Arthropoda; Insecta; Diptera; Tephritidae
Product: purine nucleoside phosphorylase-like
Exons: 2
Coding region: 140-1051 (303 amino acids)
Biological process (GO): nucleoside metabolic process
Cellular component (GO): cytoplasm
Molecular function (GO): purine-nucleoside phosphorylase activity
Source: RefSeq, a predicted model, not a curated record